GCGCGCGCGUUCCGACUCGCAGUGGCGUCGCGACGCUCGUCCUGAACGGUCACAGCUACCACGCACGUAUCUUGCGAACAACCGCAACCACAAAAACACGUGUGUGUUUUAAUUUUUCAAAUUAAUUUACCGCAACUCAAAUCAAAAUAAUAAAAAACAAAUAAAUUUUGUGAUUAAAUAUUGGGACAUUGGGAAUUUGGAAAGUUUGCAUCAUUAUCCGCAUGGUGCCGUUGAAAGGUAUAUAAGUGCGUGGAAUCAGCAUCAGCAUGGAAACUUUAUACACAGCCCGUUUGCACGGUUUUCCCAACCUGACGCGUUCCGGUAUGGAGCCGGCGCUCUCCGAGGAGAGCGUCCUGAGCCUUCUCAUCGUGCUCGGCAGCAGCAUUUCACUGGUCGGGCUUGUCUUCGCCUUCAUAACCUACAGCCUCUUCUCCGAUUUGCGAAACUUGGCCGGCACGACGUUGAUGAAUCUGCUGGCGGCACUCUUCAUGACCCAACUACUCUACGUGAUUGGAGUCGGCGGUGUGCCGGAUCCUGAAUUGUGUGUUUCUUUGGCGUUUUCGCUGCACUACAUACGGCUGUGCGUUUUUUGCUGGAUGCUCGUGAUGGCCCAUCAUAUGUACACACAAUUUACUACUAAUUUAAAUUUGGUGCCCAUUACUGAUAAUUCAAUUGGAAGGCAUUUUAUCAAAUAUUCGGUGCUCGCGUGGGGCGUACCCGGUCUGCUACUCGCCGCCGCCGUCCUCAUCCAGUACCACGACAAGGCCGGCAAGAUGUUGGACACCGCCAGCCUCAAAGUGCACAAUUGCUGGUUUUUAGACAAGAACGGUUUCAUCUACGGCCUGCUGGUGCCGGUGGCACUAAUCGUCCUGAUAACACUUUCCUAUCUCCUGCGCGCGGCCGUCGUCUCGCGCUACGUCAUCAGCAUGCAGGUUGAUAAGCGCGUACGUGACAAGAUGCGCAGGAAGCGGACCCUUCAGAUCGUCCUAUUUACCAAGAUAACAAUGGUAUUAUCAUCGGUGAUGGUCCUCGGCGCACUGACAAUGUUUAUCAAAUCAGAGACACUGUGGAUCGCUUAUCAUGUGGGGCAAGGGCUUCAGGGCAUUUUUGUCGCUAUGCUGGUCACGUGCAAUUGCCAGGUGCUCAAGUUAUACACGCGUACAAUCAAAUCGAAACGCUCGAAAAUGGUGCCAUCUUACGGUAAUCUUGCAGCUGAGGCACGAAAUAUUAUCGGACACCAUUCGGGCAUUACAAAAUCCACCAGCUUACAACUACUCACAUGGGAACCAGCACCUGAUUCAGUUUAAACGCAGUUUUUUUUUUUCAUAAAAAUAAAAUUAGAGACUGAUUGAGUGAAAUGACAGAUACAAAGAUGGAGCUGAGUAAAAUUGAGGUUAUUAUUAUCAUCAUCAUCAUCACAUAUCAAAUUCAUAUCAAUCUUCACUAAAUAUGCUUUAAAACUGCUUUAAACGUUGUUGAAGAUGUUCAUAAAUUAAUUUCAGCUUAAAUCGGCUUCAAAACAAUUACCGUUAAGUUGUUACUUACAAACUUUUAAGUAACGCCCAAAUUAAAAUAAUGAAUUAUUAAUUAUUUUAAUCUUCAGCAGGGAAAAGUUUUGAAAGGCGGCGAGACGUGAAAUUUGUGGUUGAAAGUCGAGUGAAAAAUGUUUCAUCAUCAUAGAUCUGAUAUUUGCAUAUCAUUUUCUUCUUCACAGGGUUACGCACACCGACGACGGGUUUCUUAUCAUAAAAAUUCCUCGCACGAGCUUUUCAUCCAAUUUCCCGACCUGCAGACCUGCAGACACACUAAUGUAAUAUCCGUGUUUGUCUAGCCGUAAAUAUGUGUGCAUAACAGUGUAAAUAUUAAUCCUAGACGCAGGUAUAACUGCCGAGGCAGCAAAAACUUGUGAAAAUAUUAUAUGUUAACGCAAAAUAAUCAGAAUGUAGAUGCUACGGAAAAUAUUUGUAUCCUAAUGAAUGUAAAAUAUUACAACAAUUUGUAAAUAUGGAGAGUACCAACGCUUGCAGCUGCAUAUAAAAUGGAUAAUUAUUGUAAAUAAACAUUAAUAAAGGUGAUUUUCAAAUA
This is a messenger RNA of Dalotia coriaria, 2085 nucleotides long. RefSeq names its product adhesion G protein-coupled receptor E2-like. Gene Ontology annotation, cellular component: membrane. The transcript has 7 exons. Gene Ontology annotation, biological process: cell surface receptor signaling pathway; G protein-coupled receptor signaling pathway. The record is from RefSeq and is a predicted model, not a curated record. Gene Ontology annotation, molecular function: G protein-coupled receptor activity. NCBI's taxonomy places the organism in Eukaryota, Metazoa, Arthropoda, Insecta, Coleoptera, Staphylinidae. The coding region runs from base 267 to 1307 and encodes 346 amino acids.